This is a messenger RNA of Anolis sagrei ordinatus, 1188 nucleotides long. Its product is annotated as lipase member M-like. Gene Ontology annotation, biological process: lipid metabolic process. The record is from RefSeq and is a predicted model, not a curated record. Lineage: Eukaryota; Metazoa; Chordata; Lepidosauria; Squamata; Anolidae. Gene Ontology annotation, molecular function: hydrolase activity, acting on ester bonds.
AUGUUUUCAUUUAUUGCGCUAUCUUUUUUUAUCAUGGGCUUUAUGGAAUCAGAACAAUCCUUAAGGAAAAAGCGAGAGGUGGACCCUGAGAUAUUCAUGAAUAUUAGUGAAGUUAUCCAGUACCAAGGCUACCCUAAUGAAGAGUAUGAAAUCCUUACCGAUGAUGGCUAUUUUCUCCCAAUCAACAGAAUUCCACACGGCAGGAAAAAAAUAGAGAUGACAGCUUCAAAGACUGUUGUGUUAGUUAUGCCUGGUUUACUUACAAAUGGUGGAUCCUGGGUAGCUAAUAUGCCCAACGACAGCCUGGGUUUUGUACUAGCAGAUGCUGGCUUUGAUGUCUGGCUGGGAAAUAAUAGAGGAUGCAGAUGGUGUAAAAGACACCAGAAUUUUUCAAUAGACAAAGAGCAGUUUUGGGAUUUCAGCUUUCAUGAAAUGGCGAUGAAUGACCUCCCAGCCAUUAUAAAUUUUGUUCUAUCUAAAACUGGACAGAAAAAGAUAUUUUACAUUGGCCAUUCUCAGGGCGCCACUAUAGCUUUCAUUGCAUUUUCAGAAAUCCCUCAGUUGGCUCAAAAAAUCAAAAUACUUUUUGCAUUUGGUCCUGUAGCUUCCCUGAAUCAUAGCAAAUCUCCAUAUACUAAAAUUGCAUUUUUAGCUGACAAUGCAAGAAAGACUAUCUUUGGUAAGAAAGAAUUUUGUGUUCUACAUGAUAACACGCGGACAUUCUUUGCUAAAACGUGUGACAAGGACUUCUGGAGAAACACUUGUGCCAAGAUCCUUUUUUCAGCAGGUGGAAUUAGUAAAAAUAAUGUGAACAUGAGUCGCAUGGAUGUCUUUGCAUCACAUUUACCAGGCUGCACAUCUACCAAAAAUCUUUUACACUGGGCACAGAUAAAGACAAGUGGAAUAUUCAAGUCUUUUGAUUAUGGUUCUGAGAAUAUCAUGAAAUAUAGUCAGGUUGCCCCUCCUGCAUACAACAUUCAAGAAAUGGCUGUACCAAUUGCAAUAUGGAGUGGUGAACGUGACAUAAUGGCCUCACUAAAGGAUACUAAACAGUUACUACCUCUUCUUCAGAAUCUCAUAUACUACAAAGAAAUCCCUCAUUGGAUGCAUUAUGAUUUUCUUUUCGGGCUUGAUGCACGUCAAGAAGUAUAUGAUGAAAUAGUUGAAAUCAUUCAGAAUUUUCCCUAA